ACGAUUCAAGGCUGCUGCAACGCUAUGCGCGCGUACUUAGAGUCGGUCCCGCCGGGUUCAGCGGCGCUUACUUCGGCAGAAACGUGCACAGGAUAAGGCUGCAGUACGUACGCACGCUGAUGUGGGACGAAGCCCCUGAGAGGGACUUCUGAGACAACAAGCAUCGAACUGAACCGACCACACUUUUGCUAUCCACCCCGGACCCUGCUGUUUUCACGCAUUACCGAUCGGUUAUCUGCCCGGCCCCCUUCCUUCCAAUCCUAAAUCUUCCGAGGUGCGCAUGCGUGAAACGACAGCUUUCCCUCCCCUCCUCCCCUUUUUCCAGCGUGUUAGGAGCGAAGAAACGCAAUCCCUUCUGGCCGGAGAGAGCCUGGCCCCAGAUUCAUUGGAGGAAAUGAUGUCUGAAACCAAGCUACAAGGAGAGAUGAAGCCAGAAGGAGGCAGCAGUGAAUCAAUGACAACCCAGGAGCUGCUUCAGAGACUCCGGGAGCUGGAGGCAGAGAAUUUGGCUUUGGCACAAGCCAAUGAGAACCAGCGAGAGACAUACGAGCGCUGCCUUGAUGAGGUAGCCAAUCAUGUGGUACAGGCACUGUUAAACCAAAAGGACCUUCGUGAAGAAUGCAUCAAACUAAAAAAGCGGGUCUUUGACCUCGAGCGACAAAACCAGGCCCUCAGUGAUCUCUUCCACCAGAAGCUGACCUCUGGCUCUCUCUCCCAGUUCCCAGCCCAUCCUUCUUCCUUGCUCUCCGACCCAUCAUCCAGCUCCCAGCCAGGCAUGGUAGAGAAGCUUCCAGCUUCGUUGCCCUUGGGACACUGCAUCUUGCAGAGAGAGGUCAUCUCUGAGGAGCAGUGCAUUGGCACUCCUGGAUCCAACUCCCAGUCCUUGGAAGCCCUGUCCCCAUUCCUGCGAAAGAAGGCCCAGAUCCUGGAGGUGCUUCGCUCCCUGGAAGAGAUGGACCCCCUGCUUGCCUUUCCCUCCCCUUGGAGAGAGCCCGGGCAGCCCGGUUCCCCAGAAGGUGUGUCUGCUGAAGCCUGGCCGUGCCUGCUACUGGCUCAGGGGGACAGGGUGUCUGGGCAGCUUCCUCUGAAAGGAGAGGGCAGCUCCUCCUCCUCGUCAGAUGAGGCCGGCGAAGCUGAUCUCCCAGAGAAAGGACACCCUGGGCAGGUGCUGCUGAGUGCUCUGGCCGAGCACAAGUUGGACUUGGGUGAUGUGGAGACUUACUUGCAGCAUGUCCUGAGGGAGGCAGGCGACAAUGCUUUGCUCAAUGGGGAGCCCAAUGGGCCCUGCUUGAGAGAUGGCUCUGAGGGCCAGGUUGGUAGCUACAAGUACAUCCAGGCGGUCAGUUGUCUGGAGGCUUUGGGGCCUCUCUCUACCUGCAGGGAGCCAGCCUACCUCGGGGUCUUAGCGCAGAGCGAGGGCAAGGACAGUGGUCAGCAAGGCCUGCCCAUCCCCUCUCCCUCCAAGGUGCUCAAGUUGCUGAAGAUGCCACCCCCGCCCAGCCCUGCCACCCUCCGCCUCAGCCCCCAGCUGACCCGCAGCUCCAAAAUCCCUUGCCGUAGCAACACCUAUGAGGUGUACCACUCCCCAACACCCAGCCGCAAGGGCUCCCCCGACAGCCCUUUCCCUGGUGACACCAGUGUUGCUGGGGGACAUCCCUCCCCCAAGGCUGGCCGGCACCUCAUACCGGUGCCUUCCAAAGUCACACCAACUUCCCCAGACCCCUUUGGCUACCACAAGCCCCAUGAGUACGAGAAUGUCUUAGAGCUGUCCUUCAGCAGCGCCGUCGGCCCUCAUUCUCACUCGCCACGAGAUGCCAAGCUGGAUGUGCCCGAAACACUCCCACCCGCAUGCCACUCGGCACCUCUCCAGGUAGUGCCGCCCGAUGAUGUCUCACUGGAGUCCUGUCCCUUUGUCGGCGGUCGGGAGAAGCCAGGCCCUGAGAGCAGGCACUCUCCGCCGCUUGCUCGCCGAGCCUCUGAGGGCUCCAAGAAGGUAGCCAACGGCCCAGGCAAGCGGACACCUGAGGGGGCCAACAUGCCCUUCAAAGAACGGCUUACUGUGCUUGGGAGGCUGAAGGGAGCCGAGGGGAAGGAGUCAGCAGGAUUUGAGAAGGGGAGAGCCCCAACCCGACUGUGUGAGCGCCUUGAGGGCUUUGCUGAGGCUCACCCCAGACUGGGCACUGGGAGCAGCAGCCUCAAGCACCACGAGCCUUGCCAUGGUAGUGAGCCGGUCCCUCGGUGCUAUUCUUCCCACUCUGUCGGCUCCCGCGGGAGUGAUCCUGAGCACCACAUCUCCAAGAAUCGCCUGUUAGGAACACCAGCCACAAGGAAUCCCACCAAGCCCCCGCCGCCAGGAAAGAACACAAAGAGUCCUCACGGGAGCCCAACCAAGUUACCUUCCAAAUCCCCAACCAAGGCCUCUGCACUGGAGACCAAGCCAUGCCCGCCACCUGUCAAGACACCUACCAGCAUCGGGCGUAAGAACCCACCUUGCCCAGACUCGGCCAAGGGCAACAAAGCUGGGCCCUCAGCCAGCAUUGAAGAGAAGGUGAUGAAAGGCAUUGAAGAGAAUGUUCUGCGCAGGCACAAAGGAGGGCCGGCAGCCAAUGAAGCUAAGCAGAAAAACUCGAGUGGCCUAGCCAGCUGGUUUGGCCUGCGCAAGAGCAAACUGCCUGCCCUCAGCCGCAGGCCUGAGGCCCCCAAAGUUAAGGAGGGCAAGAUGGUCUCUCGUAGGCUGGAAGCAGAGAGCCUAAACAUUUCCAAGCUCAUGGAGAAGGCAGAGGACCUGCGCAAAGCCCUGGAGGAGGAGAAGGCCUACAUCAACGGAUUGGCUUUGGACAAGCCUCGACCCCAUGCCUGUGACACGGGCCACGGCCAGCUCACCCUCAUGUACCAGGAGGUGACUGCGGAUAACUUUAUGCAGCAGCUGCUCAAUAGGGUGGAUGGGAAAGAGGCACCUUUUGAGACUCACCUGGAGCAGAAGAACGAGCUACAGGGCCUGCAGAGGGGCCUGCACGAUGCCAAAGAUUCCCGGCUGAUUCGGCCUCCACGUAACGGCAUUGUUGGCCACCUCCAUGCCUGUCCAGAAGCCCCUGCCAAGCUUCGUGAUGCGACUUUGCAAGGGGAGAUCCUGUCCGAUGACAGCCUGGCUGAGCCCAUGACCUCCCAGCACUUUGCAGUGUGUAGCUCCCUGACACGGACUCUGGACAGUGGCAUUGGCACCUUCCCGCCGCCUGACUACUGCAGCGGGAUGCCCUGUAAGAGUGUGCCUAAACUGAGACCCCGACUUGAUCCUCCACCAGCUGGCCCUUUCCCAACUAGGGGGCCACCACCUGUCACCAGGGUACCCCGUAAAGCCCGGACGCUGGAGAGGGAGGUGCCCAGCGCAGAGGAUCUGCUGGGUCACAGCAAACACCAAAGCAUGCCAGCUUUCCAUGGCGUCUUAGCCAGCGCUGAGCCACCCGCCAGGCAUCGGGAUUGCAGGGGCUGCCCGGAAGAUCUCUGCAGUGAACCCAGCAAGCUGCGACAUGCCCAACACAGCAAGAACUGGACUUUCCCCAAUGCCAAAGCAUCUGUCAGCACGGAUCCUUUCCUCUGUUCCCCUCAGGGGCUGGAGGGGCUUCAUGGCUCUACAAUGGGCUCCGCUUGCAGUGUGGUGGAGAGGAGACGGGCCUCAUCAGAUGGGCCUCAGGCCUCACCAGCCUUCAGCACCAGCAGCAGCCGCACCCCCAGCGCCUCCGACGUGGGCGAAGAGGGCAGCAUGGAGGCCCGUUCCAGGGAUAUAGGUCCAGAAGGACAGCCAGGCCUGGAGAACUCUGAGUCCCUCAGUGACUCCCUUUAUGACAGCUUGUCCUCAUGCGGCAGCCAGGGUUGAGCAUGGUUUUAAAGGGGGGUGCAGGCACGCGGGCAUUGGCUUCCUUGGCUGACACCACCACAUGCUCCUGCCUAGUGUUUCAUAGGGCCCAACACUUGCCCACAGGAUCCUGCUUGAUUCUCCCAAGUCAAAUCUUGGCCCUGCAUCAGCAUGCGACGUGUCUUCCACAGGCGCCUCCUGCUUGUCCCUCAGACAGGGAAAUGGGACUUUUAAACCACGGCACCAGGAAGCUUCUUUGUCAGGAGAAGAGACAAGUCAAAGGAGGAAAUGGGUGGGGAGAGGGAACAGAGCUCGUCAUGCGCAUUAGCGCCUACUGAAUGGCAUUAGACCCGCUUAGCUAUGGGGUCAUGGAUCCUGUGCAUCUGAAACGGUGUCCCUUUGGUUGAAGCACUGGGAAUGGGUGUGAGAUCUGUCUUACUUUGCUGAUCCCUUGGCCAACUUGUUGGGAUCAUAAAUUCACUGUGGGAGGAGUCAGGUCCAAGGUAUGCUAUGAAAAUCUGGUUUGUGGAGUAGAGAUGUUCCAAGUAAAGCCAAGUUUGCCAGCCUGGUAUCCACCAAUUGUUUUGACCUACAACUCCCAUCAUCCCUGACCACUGGCUGUGCUGGCUGGGGCUGAUGGGAGUUAUGGUUCAAAACAUCUGGAGGGCCUCAGGUUAGCAAAGUCUGGAGUAGAGGGUAGGUCAUUGCAGUUAAUGAAAGUCUGUCUGGAGUUUCCAGCAGCGAAAUAUUCUCGCCCCUGACCUCCGUUUUGCAGGCUAGCUGGUGAAGGUUUCCAAGUGGUUGUGCUGUUUAGGCCUCUUAAGUGCCCCUCCAUGUGGGAGAAUAUCCCAUCUUUGCAUCUAUAAAGCCUGCUCCUUUUACCUCAUUGGCUGUGCACAGUCUUGCCUAAUCGUAUUACCUUCCCUUUCACCUUGUGUCAGUUGGACAGCGUGUGCAACUUUGCCAAACCCAGGAUUUCCCACCCCGGGAAGAGGAGUAGGGCAGCCUUCAGUCCAUUCCCUCCCAUGCAAGGGCGUGGCUGCUGGGGUGUACCAAAUGGAAGCUUGGAGGGGGAGCGCAAGGGUUGGCGAGGGAAUGCCUCCACCUCCCUCUAGUUGCAGUAUCUGAGGGUUAUCUUAGUUUGCUCUCCUCCUCCUUUUCCCCAUUCUCCAUUCCCAGUUGAACCAACUGGCUGGGAUGGUUCUUACAAAGAACCUCAUAUCCCUGGGACUGAAUGCUGCUCUGGGUUUCAGGAAUGAAUAGCUGGGUCCCUCACACCCCAUCCCUUCCCAGUAAUUUUUUUUAAACAUUAAGUUUCUAAUGUUGCCGUUUAGUUUCCACAUGUUCAAACCACCUCUUCUCUCCUUUCCCUGUUUCUAUGGGAGCCAUGUUGGUUACCCAGAUGGUGCUAUUUUGCUGUGUACAGGCCACUCUCCCUAUGAGUCUUCCUUCAGUUGUCCUUUUUUUUCCAAAUUUUGUUUUUUUUAAAUAUAUUAAGAUGUCUUUUGCUCCUCUACUUAUUUAUAUAAGUUAUUGUGAAAUGAGACUGUUUAUUGUCUUUUGAUCUCCCAGGAAAUAAAGGGGUAAAACAAG
Molecule: messenger RNA, 5446 nt
Organism: Rhineura floridana
Lineage: Eukaryota; Metazoa; Chordata; Lepidosauria; Squamata; Rhineuridae
Gene: NCKAP5L
Product: NCK associated protein 5 like
Exons: 12
Coding region: 281-3874 (1197 amino acids)
Biological process (GO): microtubule depolymerization; microtubule bundle formation
Cellular component (GO): microtubule plus-end
Source: RefSeq, a predicted model, not a curated record